CCUGCCAAAAAUUGUGACCACCGCAGAAGCCUCGCAGACAGCGUCGCAGACAAGAGGGCUCUGAUUGGUCCACUCUACCCACUGUACACGCACUUCCGCUUCCCUACUUUCCCGGUUUGUUUUGUUUUCACGACCGGCAUUUUUAAAAACACGAGCGAAGAUGGAGCAGCAUGAAGAGCGAUUGAUCGAGGAAAUGAAUCGUGUUGCAGUGGUGUGGGUGUGUCUGGCUUUGGUGGUGUGUGCGAUGGCCAGACGAGGAAGCGGUGGUUUUAAAGGGGGCAGCAGCAGCAGUAAAUGGGGCAGCAGCAGCAGUAAAGGGAGCAGCACGGGAAACAGAGGAGGCAGUAACACCAGAGGGUCCUCAACUGGAGGAACACACUCCCAGCCAGCCAAUUAUCCUCGUCAGCCUCAAGUGCCUAACCAAAACCCUCCACCAUAUCCUGGCACUGGUGGAGGAUAUGCUGGCUCUUAUCCAGGCAGAGGGGGUGCUGGAGGCUAUCCUAAUCAGGGAGGCUAUCCUAAUCAGGGAGGCUAUCCUAAUCAGGGAGGCUAUCCUAAUCGGGGAGGCUAUCCUAAUCAGGGAGGCUAUCCUAAUCAGGGAGGCUAUCCUAAUCGGGGAGGCUAUCCUAAUCAGGGAGGCUAUCCUAAUCAGGGAGGUCAAGGAUCAUAUCCACGUCAAGGAUCAUAUCCUGGUGCAGCUUCAUAUCCUAACAGCCAACCAGGAAGGAGUGGAGGGUACCCUUAUCCUCAAGGUGGUUCUUACCCUGGGUACCCAGUCCGGGGAGCAUCUUAUCCUGGUUCCAGCCCUAACCAGUAUGGUGGUGCAGGAGGAUAUCCUGGAGCAGCACAAUACCCCUACUGGAACCCCAACAAUAAAAUCAUCAGCCCUCGUUAUGGUGGUAACUAUGGAUAUGGUGGUUAUGGAGCAGGAGGUUCUCCUUUUGCCCAGUCUGUGCACAAUAUGGGUAUGAAGCCCUCUAUCCAAUCAAAGGGGUUUGGUAAGCAGGCAGUGUUGGCUGCUGGAGUUGGAGCUAUGGCUGGCAUGGCGGUGGGUUAUGGCCUGGGCAGUUUUCCACGCCCACACUUCACGUUUCACAGCCCACAAGAAGAAUAUUAUUAUAACCACUACAUGUACCGGCGCUAUGGUACCAAACCUCCUGACAGUAACACAAACCCCAGCUCUCCAGGAGCGGGGCCAAGUGACUCUGGAUCAAGUUCAACUAGUAAUGUUCACAACAUCCUUCAAUAUCCUCCACCGCAGUCAUAUGACAAGUACAUGGACAGCUGUAUGAAGAGGACGGAUUUGUUGCGAGAGGAGCAGGGCAGAAAUAAGAGAGCUGCUGAAUACUCAUUGCCACAAGAGGCAGAGGAUAGUAAAAAGGUUCUGACUGAAGAAGGUCCAAAUGAGCAGCUGGGUGAUAAACCAGUUGGGGAAGCAGAGUCUCAAGGAUCAGACCUUAUUACAAGAAAUGAGAACACUGGGGGAAAAAAUGUAACUAGCAAUGCCACAGAUAACCCUCUGCCCUUCGCUGCAAAGCUUACUGGUGCUACAGAGCCACCCACUGAGCCUCAGGAGAAGACGACUGAUGAGCUGAACAAGGAAGAUGAUACCGUAAGCAUAUUGGAGAUAGGCUAUCCUGCACUGAUUGAGCAGAUGAAAGCUCGUCGCUGUAUUGAUCUUUACAUGGUUUACUCUCAGCAACAUGCUGAGAAACAGGCUCAAGUGCACGGUGGUGGUAAUCGUGGUAAUGAUGCUAAUGGUGGUGAACAGCUCAUACAGCUUAGUCAUGGGCUCAUGCUCAUCUCUCUGCUUAUGAGCUCUCUGUUAUUCUACUGAACCUAGUGAGCUUUUCUGAAAUCAUGUACACCCUCUUUAGUUAUGGUAAGACCUAUAUUAAGUGAACUACAAGGGAAAAAAAAUUGAUGUCCGGCAUGCAGACACUGAGUUGAGAAUAUAAACAUAAUCUGUUGAUGUAUAUACGCUCAGUCCUGGCUAAUUAUAAAAAGCAAGGAAUCCAUAUUUCAGAAUAAGUAAGGAGUUCUGCCUCAAACAUUUAUUAUUAUUAUUAUUGAUUAAGAAAACCCCAGAGGACAUUACCCGGUUUUUGCAAUGACUCAUGAUUGAUUUUGUCAUUCACACUGAAUGAAGAUAAAUCUGUCUUGUUUUCAUGAUCUCACUACGAGUGUGUAGACUCCCUUGGUCUUCAACAUGUUGCACCAUUUCUGCAAUCAAAACUGUACUUUUUUUUUUUUUUUUUUAAAUUUCCUGCUGACUUAUGGAUAUCAGAUCCACAAUCUGGACACAUGCUGCUUAUUAAAUAUUUUCAUGUCUUUAGAUCAGUAAUGUUACUGCUUGUGGUACUCUAGAAAUUACAAUGGGCCUCAUUUAUCAAUCGUACUUGUGCUUCUGAGUGUGUGUAAAUUUAUACAAGUCUAGCUAAUAUGAAUGUUGAUUGAGCAACUUCCAGUUAUAUAAUUUUCCAGGAUUACUGCACGUGGGUAUAUAUGGAUUACACAGUCACGUUUGGGUGACGCCUCACUGUCGCCUCACAACGAGAAGGUUCUGGGUUGGAGCCCAGUGGCUGACUGGGACCUUUCUGUGUGGAGUUUGUAUGUUCUCCUCAUGCCUGUGUGGGGAAAAUUGAGAUGACUGCUGUCAGUACAAUCUCUCUGAAACGAUUAACAAUUUAGAUUAUACCCACAGAUCACGUUACAUUGAAAAGCUGAAACAUGCAGGGCCAUUAUUAAAAAAUGUUCUGUUUCUGGUCCACCGGCCGGGUGAGUGCCGUUUGUGCGGUUGAAAUUUUUUUUUUUUAACGCCGUUUUUUUGACAUUUUUUUCGGGUUCGUAAAUCUAAAAUCAAACUUGACAUUUACGCAUUCCGCGCAGAAUAUAGAAUCGAAUCAGCUCUGCACAUGCGCCGUGCGGCACAAAAAAAUGGCAGCCACCAUGAAGGAAGGGGAUCCAGAGUUUUCAAACUUUUGCUUAAGUGUGAAAUCGCAAAAUGGUAUUCUAGCGAACAACAAAAUAGUAAAGAUUCAGAAAAACAAAUCAUUCAGUGAUCAUUUUAAUAGUGUAAUUUCAUCCGAACUAGGCCUAACGCUCGAUUUAGAACUACAAAAAGUCCGUGUGUCGGACCAUCACAAACCGUUACUGGAAAAUUUGUUUGAUCUUGAUCCAUCUGAGACGUUACAAACAGCUUUUGAGUUUUGUUAUGCGAAAUUCAUUACCUACUUUGUUAAUGACCCUGACAGAUCUGUAGGAGAACCUAAUAGAGCUAUUCAAAAUGAGAAUGGAACUGAACAAAAAAAUGUGUUUACGGAACUAAUGCUGGUUGGCUGGACAGAAUUAAAAGCUGUGUCUGUAGCAGAUAAAAAGAACGAAUUACACAACGAAAUUAUAAAAGACAUCCAGAGAGAAGGACCUUGUCUAUCUAGACAUACUGGCCAAACUGAAGGAACAAAUGUAGUAAUCAACAUUAUAAACUGCUUGUGGUAUUUAGACGGCCACCAGGACAUAAAGAGGCAGUGAAAUAAACUUCUACAAGUUUAUCUGUAGAUGUUUACUGAAUUGGGCUUACAAUCACUCGCACACAAUGACUGGCACAAGUGUCAAACACAAAGCUUGGCCAGCAAUAUGGCCGUGUAAACAAAUCUGCAGUUAUGAUAUCGUGAAAGUAGUCUGGUUAACACCAGACCAUAUCACAAGUGAAUAUGGUCUGGAAUCCGCCUAUUGAAUUUCUCGUAGGGGAGGUGUGGUUUACGAUUGUCAACGGCCGUUUAUUGGACGUUGCGAAUGUCUAUCAUUUGGCGUAUACGUAGCCCAUGGCCAAUCAUGGCAGUUGUACCCGGUGAUGUAGUUAGCGCGACGAAGAGGCGAAGAAGAGAAGGAAAGAGAAGGCAAAACAAAAAUAGGAAAACAAUGGCACCGAACGAUUACUGCCGUUUGUGCAAGACAAAAAAGUUUUUUAUAUAUAUAUAUAUAUAUAUAUAUAUAUAUAUAUAUAUAUAUAUAUAUAUAAUAAAAUAAAAGUUUGGUUCGUAUCGCUCGCCGCCAUGUUAAAUGUGAUCCGUAAACAGUCCCAAAUAAACUACAAGCUUCCGUUUGUCGAGUAGUACACGUCACCGUCUUUCCACCCCUCCCCACUCUCUGAUUGGCUCCCUAACUCAGGCGAGCCUUUAGACCAUAGUUUCCAUGCUGUCUUUUCAGAUCGGAACGAUUGUGCAAAGCAGCAUGGGAUUUCCCAGGCUAUCGUGAAAGGGCCCUGUAGUCAAUUUGUGAUUUCAGCCCUCUGAGUGCUUGACGACUUUUUUUUUUGGUUGUCACUAAAUGACUUGUGUCAGGAAUGGUCUUUGCACUUUACAGGUACUCAGUAUACAUAUGGAAGCUCAAAGAAAAUCAGCUUUUCCAAAAUGUUUGUACAUUGUGCAAAUAAUUUAGUUCAGUCUGGCUUACGGAAACAUUUACACACAGUUUUACUAAAAGAUUAAUACAUGAGGCUCCGUGUCUGUGGCUCAGCAGGGGCAGCCGUGGCCUAAAGUUAAGAGAAGCAGCCUUGGGUCCAAAGGGUUGCUGGUUUGAUUCCCUGGAUCAGUAGGAAAAUGUGGGAGGGUGAAUGAACAGCACUAUCCUCUGUCUAUGGCUGAAACUCCCAACUGCUGUCUGUGCUCAUUGCUGACUUUUGUGUGUGUGUUCACUGCUUCAGAUGGGUUAGAUGCAGAGGAGGAAUUUCGCUGUGCUCUAGUGUACAUGUGACACAAAGGCUUCUCCUGUACUUGUUGAUUUACUUUGUAAAUAGCGCAGUGAUGGCAUCUAUGACUCUGCUAAAAUACAUUAGUCUAUGUAAACUACAUGAAUGUACAUUUAUUUCACUGCACUGUUUUUAAGGUUUUCAGUAAAAAUCUCGAGACGGAUUAUUUUUGAACUCUUUUGUUUUAGAUGUUAUGACCACAUAUUAGGGCCAUUGUAGAUAAAAAAAAAAUAUGGAGCUUGGGCACAAUCAUUACAUUUAUAAACAGCUAAGACAAGAAAAAAAAAGGACAUGGAUAAACAAAGCUAUGUGCUUUAUACUUUCACUUCUUUUGCCUCUAGGAAGUGCAACGAUCACGUACCCAGCUGCAGGGCAUCCUGGAAAAUGCGGUUGAAAAUUUCUUCGCCUUUUAUUGUGCAAUCAAGGUGGAAAGUCUGCAUUUUCUAUAACUCAGCUCAGCUGAGAAUAUUGCAUGGAAUAUUAUCCCCUCCUUCAGCUCCGUAUUUUUUUAAACCUAUAAUGGCCCUAAUACACCACUGUAAAAUGUGCAACUUUAUUUAUUUAUUUUUAAAGACAUGAGUUGAUUUUAAAAGUGUUAAGACCUUUACACACCCAAUACGACACGAAAUUGCCAUAUGAAAAUGUGAAAAAUUAAUGUGUGUAUAGUGUAAGUGUAUAUACACAGUCUGAUGCGAAUUUUUUAAUAUGUUGUGCUCUCGUUCAUGCUGGUUUUGCACUAUGACUGUCAGUAGUACCCUGAGCGAAUAAAGGAGUCGUCUAUCAGUGAUAAGAAUUAUAGACAUGCUCGCAAGAAAGAGAAAAUUUAAGGUACAAAUGACAACAGGGAGUUUCAUAAUCUUGUUCAAGUUGAACCUGAGACAGUGUUGGACAACAAGAAAGAAAGCAAUGCUCACUGUGUUAUGUUCACAGGUUAAAUAAUAUGGAGUUUUAUAUUCCUAUCUUUAAUCAAAAGCAUGGUCUUUCAAUUUGACAGCAGUAUUUAUUCAUGUCAAGUUCAGAUUUUGCAGCAUCCCCCCUCCCCCCCAUAGCCCCUGCUCGUGGUCAGACUGCUUUGUGUGCUUGUGGAUCAUCUGCUCGCAAUGCAAAAUCUGAACGUGAAAUUAAUGAACACUGCUCUCGAAUUGAAAGACGGUGCUCUCGAUUAAAGAUAGAAAUAAAACUGUAUAGAAAUACAGCCGCUCAGCUCCUGGAUGUGACUGAUGCGUAGCAGAAGCUCACUGCUACAUUCAAAGCUGUUUUGCUGGCUGUCUCCUACAUCCCCAUGUGACAUCUGUUCCAUACAAUGUUAUCGGUUGAUGCGUUUAUUCACAGCACAAAAGUUCAGAGAAAUUUGAUCUCGGUGCAAAAAAAAAAAGUUACUUUUUCACUGCAUAAUGUGUGUGUUCUGUGUGAAAGUACUCAUGACAAAAACAACAGUUCAAAAAAAUAUAUCAACAUGAAUUAAUCGCACGAGAGGGAAAAAAACGGUGUGUAAAGGCCUUUAAGUCACGAUUUAAAUUUUCGUACAAGUUUGUGUCUAAACUCUGUUUAUUCCCUCGAUGUGGACCUCUGAACUUAACUUCACUACAGGAUUCAUAGCUCACCUUAAAUGUAUACGUAACACACCAUGUGUGCUUGAUGAAUGGUUUCGUAAAGGGCAAGACGGUUACGUUUUGCUUCUUGAAGCAUUGUAACAGAUACAAAGAUGGAAAUGUGGAUGUCUUGGUGUGUUUACCUAUUUCUGAAUACUGCACUGACAAUGUACCCUGUACUCAUGGUUUACUAAUACUUUUAAAACAUCACUGUCAAUAUUUCUCUUGAUCUUAAAUUAAAUGCGGUGUUUCACUGUC
Neoarius graeffei (lesser salmon catfish) is the source of this 6600-nucleotide messenger RNA. Its product is annotated as prisilkin-39-like. The record is from RefSeq and is a predicted model, not a curated record. Gene Ontology annotation, cellular component: membrane. Gene Ontology annotation, biological process: protein homooligomerization. Bases 161 to 1837 code for a protein of 558 amino acids. The transcript is spliced from 2 exons. NCBI's taxonomy places the organism in Eukaryota, Metazoa, Chordata, Actinopteri, Siluriformes, Ariidae.